Triticum urartu is the source of this 1541-nucleotide messenger RNA. RefSeq names its product GTP-binding protein-like protein. The record is from RefSeq and is a predicted model, not a curated record. Gene Ontology annotation, molecular function: GTP binding; GTPase activity. NCBI's taxonomy places the organism in Eukaryota, Viridiplantae, Streptophyta, Magnoliopsida, Poales, Poaceae.
AGCCACUUCGCGAACAUUCUCCUCUCCCCCGACCCCCCUUCCGCAUCCACGCGAGCGAAGCCGCGCCGGCGAAGAGCAGGCGACACUUCUACAACCCUCCGGCUCCGCCCCCCUUCCGCGGCCCGCAGCCAUGGCGACCGUCAUGCAGAAGAUCAAGGACAUCGAGGACGAGAUGUCAAAGACGCAGAAAAACAAAGCCACUGCACACCAUCUUGGUCUUCUGAAGGCUAAACUUGCAAAAUUACGGCGAGAGUUGCUCACUCCUACAACCAAAGGUGGUGGUGGUGCUGGUGAGGGGUUUGACGUGACGAAAAGUGGAGAUGCACGUGUUGGUUUGGUGGGCUUUCCUUCGGUUGGGAAAUCAACAUUGUUGAACAAGCUGACGGGAACUUUUUCAGAGGUUGCGUCCUAUGAGUUUACAACUUUAACAUGUAUUCCUGGAGUUAUUAUGUACAAAGGAGCUAAAGUACAGCUUCUAGAUCUUCCGGGAAUCAUUGAAGGUGCUAAAGAUGGAAAGGGUAGAGGGAGGCAGGUCAUCAGUACAGCCAGGACAUGUAAUGUCAUUCUGAUUGUUCUUGACGCCAUAAAACCAAUAACUCACAAACGUCUCAUUGAGAAAGAGCUUGAGGGAUUUGGCAUCCGGUUGAACAAGACACCUCCCAAUAUGACAUUCAGGAGAAAGGAAAAGGGUGGCAUCAAUUUUACAUCAACAGUAGCGAACACACACUUGGACCUUGACACAGUAAAAGCAAUCUGUAGUGAGUACAGGAUUCAUAAUGCUGAUGUCUCCCUGAGAUUUGAUGCAACAGCAGAUGACCUUAUAGAUGUCAUUGAGGGAAGUAGAAUCUACAUGCCUUGCAUCUAUGUCGUCAACAAAAUCGACCAGAUCACAGUUGAAGAGCUGGAUAUCUUGGACAAACUUCCCCAUUACUGCCCAAUUAGUGCACAUCUGGAAUGGAACCUUGAUGGGCUUCUAGAGAUGGUCUGGGAAUACCUAGAUUUGUGCAGGCUAUACACAAAACCCAAAGGGCUGAACCCAGACUAUGAGGAUCCUGUGAUCUUAUCAUCCAAGAGGAAAACAGUGGAAGACUUCUGCAACCAAAUCCACAAGGACAUGGCGAAACAGUUUAAAUAUGCACUGGUGUGGGGUUCUAGUGUGAAGCAUAAGCCUCAGAGAGUCGGCAAGGAGCAUGAGCUUGAGGACGAGGACGUUGUUCAGAUCAUUAAGAAAAUAUAAGCUACACACCGUGGGGCGAGUGAUUCUGUUUUGCGGACCAGGAAGGAGUUCUCAGCUAUGAAACUUUUUGAGAAGCAGCUACAUUUGGGCCCUUGUUCCUUUUGCUAGCUCUGAUGCCCAUUGUUGGGCUGCUGUUUGCAUAAAAAUCCGGUUUCGAUCACAAGACAAAAUGUGGACAGUUUUUUAUUUGUUAGCUUGUGCCAAGUAGCCAUAUGUAAUUGUGAGUUUGUGACUGAUGCCUGUCAUGCCGCAACCGCUGAACACAUGGAAAGAUGCUUAUCUAUCUUGACGAGAUGUUCUUAUA